GACCAGGCGGCGGCGGCGGCGGCUCUGCUGAGGUGACAACGUGCUAGCAGCCCUCGCUCGCUCUCGGCGCCUCCUCGGCCUCGGCGUCCGCUCUGGCCGCGCUCGAGGAGCCUUUCAGCUCGCCGCUGCGCUAUGAGGGCCCCUCUCUGGGGCUGGCCGAGGCCGGAGCCGGCUCCCUCUGCUCACGGGGAAGUGUGAAGAGAGGCGCGAGCGGGAGCCGGGGCUGAGCGCGGCGCUCGCGGACCGGCGCGGGUUCCAGGUGAGCGCGGGCUUGGCGCGCCCCGCACUCGGCGCGGCCGGCCGGCGCCUGCUGGGCUUGAUCGGAGGCUGAAUCCCGUGCGUGGACCGCCGUUCCCUCUUCGCGGGAUCGUUGGCCACGAUAGCAGAUGCAUUUUUGUAGAAGCAUUUUGAGGAUGAAUGUUUGCAAAUCAUUUUGAAAUUGCCAAGUGCAACAUACAUGGAAUGUAUCCUGCUUUUAUCUUGGAGUUCACCUGUGUGGCUUGGAUUUAUCACAGUAGCAUUUGUCUUCAAUCUGUGUGUUAACUAGAAAUCAAAGAAAGACAUGAGGAGAUUUGUUUACUGCAAGGUGGUUCUAGCCACUUCAUUGAUGUGGGUUCUUGUUGAUGUCUUCUUACUGCUGUACUUCAGUGAAUGUAACAAAUGUGAUGAUAAGAAGGAGAGAUCUCUGCUGCCUGCAUUGAGGGCUGUUAUUUCAAGAAACCAAGAAGGGCCAGGAGAAAUGGGAAAAGCUGUGUUAAUUCCUAAAGAUGACCAGGAGAAAAUGAAAGAGCUGUUUAAAAUCAAUCAGUUUAACCUGAUGGCCAGUGAUUUGAUUGCCCUUAAUAGAAGUCUGCCAGAUGUAAGAUUAGAAGGAUGUAAGACAAAAGUCUACCCUGAUGAACUUCCAAACACAAGUGUAGUCAUUGUGUUUCAUAAUGAAGCUUGGAGCACUCUCCUUAGAACUGUUUACAGUGUGAUAAAUCGUUCCCCACACUAUCUACUCUCUGAGGUCAUCUUGGUAGAUGAUGCCAGUGAAAGAGAUUUUCUCAAGUUGACAUUAGAGAAUUACGUGAAAAAUUUAGAAGUGCCAGUAAAAAUUAUUAGGAUGGAAGAACGCUCUGGGUUAAUACGUGCCCGUCUUCGAGGAGCAGCCGCUUCAAAAGGGCAGGUCAUAACUUUUCUUGAUGCACACUGUGAAUGCACGUUAGGAUGGCUGGAGCCUUUGCUGGCAAGAAUAAAGGAAGACAGGAAAACGGUUGUCUGCCCUAUCAUUGAUGUGAUUAGUGAUGAUACUUUUGAAUAUAUGGCUGGGUCAGACAUGACUUAUGGGGGUUUUAACUGGAAACUGAAUUUCCGCUGGUAUCCUGUUCCCCAAAGAGAAAUGGACAGGAGGAAAGGAGACAGAACAUUACCUGUCAGGACCCCUACUAUGGCUGGUGGCCUAUUUUCUAUUGACAGAAACUACUUUGAAGAGAUAGGAACUUACGAUGCAGGAAUGGAUAUCUGGGGUGGAGAGAAUCUUGAAAUGUCUUUUAGGAUUUGGCAAUGUGGAGGCUCCUUGGAGAUUGUUACUUGCUCCCAUGUUGGUCAUGUUUUUCGGAAGGCAACUCCAUACACUUUUCCUGGUGGCACUGGUCAUGUCAUCAACAAGAACAACAGGAGACUGGCAGAAGUUUGGAUGGAUGAAUUUAAAGAUUUCUUCUACAUCAUAUCCCCAGGUGUUGUCAAAGUGGAUUAUGGAGAUGUGUCAGUCAGAAAAACACUAAGAGAAAAUCUGAAGUGUAAGCCCUUUUCUUGGUACCUAGAAAACAUCUAUCCGGACUCCCAGAUCCCAAGACGUUAUUACUCACUUGGUGAGAUAAGAAAUGUUGAAAACAAUCAGUGUUUAGACAACAUGGGCCGCAAAGAAAAUGAAAAAGUGGGUAUAUUCAACUGUCAUGGUAUGGGAGGAAAUCAGGUAUUUUCUUACACUGCUGACAAAGAAAUUCGAACCGAUGACUUGUGCUUGGAUGUUUCUAGACUCAAUGGACCUGUAAUCAUGUUAAAAUGCCACCAUAUGAGAGGAAAUCAGUUAUGGGAAUAUGAUGCUGAGAGACUCACGUUGCGACAUGUUAACAGUAACCAAUGUCUCGAUGAACCUUCUGAAGAAGACAAAAUGGUGCCUACAAUGCAGGACUGUAGUGGAAGCAGAUCCCAACAGUGGCUGCUAAGGAACAUGACCUUGGGCACAUGAAGACCAUGUCCUCCAAGCCAUGAAAGUGUCUACACUUUUGUUUUUCCAUUAUUUCAAUUGAGGGAAAAUAUUGACUUUGCUGAAUUGAAAGUUUUAAAAAUCCUUUUAGUAUUCUAAAACACAAUUGUUUCUAAUUCGUUUCUAGAAAUGUUUGCUUAUUUCCCUACUAAAAUUUGUAUCUGAUCAAAGCACAUAAAAAUAUAAAUAAUAGCAAACUAUUAUUAAACAACAGAACAACUUGUAAAACAAACUGCUUUAAGAAAAAUCUUUAUUGCACUCAUGUCAUAGGGUCAAUUGGAGGUUAUUUUAAUUUUGGUUGUCAUGGUGAUUGAAAGAGAUCAUGUAAAUGCCUUAUAAAAUCAUCUUCAUUAUGAAAUAUUAUCAGUUGCUUUAUAAACUCACCCUUUUUACUGAUCCUUCAUGGAAACAUGUUUGAAUUCUAUGUCUACAACAGGGCCACAUAUUAAAUUAUUUCUGAAUGGUGAAUUCAUCCUACAAAAUGUUCCAAGUUUUGGACAAAGAAAAACAUUACAUUGGAUAUUAAAUUCAUAGAGCCUUUACAUAAGCAUCACAUUUAAACCAAUGUGAAUCCAAAAAAGAGAAGGAAAUGUUUAAAUUCAAUUUAAAGUACAUAAAAAAAAGAAAUCCGUGAAGCACUGAGGGGAACAAGACGAGUCUAAUCCACAGCGCUUCAAUCAUUGUGAGAGAACUCAAAGUGGGUUGCAAUUAUUCCUAACACAAGCUGAAGCUAAACAAUCUUGCUUCCAGAGUUUAUGUUGGAAACUCAAUUCUUAACCAAAAUCUUGGUCUCCACAAACUCUACCAUCCCUUUUCUCUUUACUCCAUAGACAGUGGCAUGCCACUGAUGCUGUACAGAAUUGUAGGUGAAAGGGAGAAUUUUAGACUUAAUUUUUAACUCUAUUGCACGUAAAGAUUUUAGUUAGGUCACCACCGUCAUUUUCAUUUUCUAUGUUAAAGAAUACCUUUCAGUGCUAUGCUCCAAUAUCUAAAAAUUUUAUCACCAGGGGAAUAAACUCAACACACAUUCAUUAAACUUUUAUUGUAAUUAAACUGCUAUAUAUUGUUUGCCAUAUAUUAUGGCCCGAGGAGCAUAGUUAUAAUUAGGCUAGAUUCACAUUUUCUUUUCUCAUCUUAAAACCCUUUAUGUUCAAAAUACAUUAACAGAGGCCAUGAAAAGGAAAAAAAAAUCGGAAUUUUGCUAAUAAGUUUUUGUAUUUGACAGCAUUUAAAAUGCUCAUAGAGUUACCCUAUAUAUGUAUGUUAUUCAUUAUAAAUGCACUCAGCAGCUAAGAGAAAUUCGAGAGGAAAAAUGGAAGAAGUGUUUUCUGGAGCAGAAGAUUCCACUUCUUUGGUCCUCAUCUUUACUUAAAAAGCUCUUAUAGAAAGAAUUAAUCAUUCUGACUGCAUACAAACUCUCUAUGUCUGUGACUUGCACAUACACUGCUUUAUAAUGAAAAUGAGGACGCUUUCUGAUCGUCAGUAAAAUCUUAAAUGAUUUUUGCAACUGGUAUUCCUUCCUCUUUUGACUUUUUAUUGGUACAACUCUAGGGAAGAAUCUGCAACCUGGAGCAUUUCAGGUUUGCUCUUUAAGUAUAGACACCCCUCACCAUGAGCUCUCUGGGAAUCCGUGACUUUCCUAAAAUUGUAAGCAAAAUGUUGAAUAUCAGGGCAUUUUUUUCUGAGGUGGGAGUAUGUCACUCACAGCAAACUUGGAAAGAAGGCUAUGACUCACAAGAGGCAGUGAACCAUUGCCUUAAAUUAUUAGCAGCCUCUCAAGUCCAUUGAGGCCUCAUGUAAAAUUCCCAUCUUUCAUUUUUACACUCCUCUUCUCCCCUCAAUUCCUUUUCUCCUGACUAAGGUAAAAAGACCCUGCACAGCAUUAUUACUUAAGUUGAAAAAGCUUCAACUCUCAAGGACUCAUGUAUACCAUAUGUUCCACUUAUUGAUUUGUCAGUCAAAAUGCAUGUUAUGUAGAAAAUGGUCAAUGGCAAAUUUUUAUAAAUACAGCUACCCCAUCAAAGCUGAACUUAAAACAUUUUAGCAGCAUUUUAAAUAUGUGAAAGUUCGUUAUGGUCAUGGUGAGAAAACUAAAACUACAUGAGUUUCAUGCUAGAAAAGAAUUUUUAAAGAAUCUUCAGAUGGCUUGAACGCAUGCCAUUAUAGUAUCUAACAAAAAGUGGCAUAAAAUAUAAAACACCCAACACUAGAAAGCAAUGACUAACAUAUAAUUCGUUUUCAAAAAUGUUUAUUGUCUUUAGUACAAAAAGUUAAAACCAUGACUGGAUUCAUAAUGCAUUUGUCUUAUAGAUCCCUUAUUUAUGGAGCUAGACUGACAUAUUUCAAACCAAUCUCUUCUGUGAUCUUCUCCAUCUCAGUUAAUGCAACUUCAGCCUUCCAGAUGCUCAGGUCAAAAACUGAAAGUUGCUUUUGACUCCUCUAUUUCUGUUUCAACUUUCAUCUAAUCCAACAGCAAAUUCCCUUGAUGCUACCUUUGAAAUAUAACUAGAAAAGAAUGACUUGCCGCCACAUCCACUAGGUGUCACUACCUCUAACCUUUUUCAUCGCAAUAUGCUUAUUAUUUAGUUCCCUAAUUUCCUAGCCCUUGUCUUGAACAAUCUUUUCUCAAUACACCAGCCAUAGUGAUUCUGUUAACCAUGAAUUUGAUUGUGUCAUUUCCCUGCUCACAAUCUUCCAAUGACUUCUCCCUCCAGUGGCCUUCAAGGUCCUUCAUGAGUGUUACCCCUCUACACAUCCACACCACUCACCACACAUACAUAAACAUGCACACACACACAGAUACAAUUCCACAUUUUUCUAACGCCAUCUCUUAUCUCUUAUUAUUCUGCCUCUUACUUACCCCACUAUGGCUCCCAAGAAAGUUCCCACUUGAGUGUUUUGUUCCCUCUGCCCCAGAGAGCUCCCCUUAGUGGUCUCAGUUAGAACAUUAUCUUAUCAGUAAGACAAACCCUUCUCCCAUCUGCCCUCCCUAUCCCCUGUACCUGACAAUCUAAAAGUUUGCUUCUUUAUUUCUGUCUACACUUCCCCCUCCCCAGCCCCAAACAUGCCCAUCACAUGCCCUAGAAGGUAAGUCCCAUGAAGGCAGGGGCUUUGUCAGUUUUGUUCAUUUGGUAUUUCUGGCAUAUGUAUUCUUUAAAUAUUUCUUGAAUUAAUGAACUGAAAAAUGUGUGUUAAAGUUGCUAAGUGUUACUGUAUCAUACUUUUUUUGUAUUUUAAAAUUUAAAAUAAAGGCUAAUAUAUUUAGACAGGAUUUCCAAUAACUUUGUCUUCAAGUUAUAAUUUUCUUCGUAAUAUUCUUCACAUUAAACUGUGGACUAUAUAUUUUCUGGAUAAAAUAUCCUGCCUUAUGGAAAUGAAAUAUGAUAUUUUAUUAAAAUGCUGCUAUAUUA
Messenger RNA from Rhinopithecus roxellana (golden snub-nosed monkey), 5661 nucleotides. RefSeq names its product polypeptide N-acetylgalactosaminyltransferase 13 (gene GALNT13). Bases 563 to 2233 code for a protein of 556 amino acids. The record is from RefSeq and is a predicted model, not a curated record. Gene Ontology annotation, cellular component: Golgi apparatus. NCBI's taxonomy places the organism in Eukaryota, Metazoa, Chordata, Mammalia, Primates, Cercopithecidae. The transcript has 13 exons.